GCUACCGUGCAGAGCACAACGCGAUCGAUCGAUCCAUUUCGGGAGUUGAGCAACCACGAUGCGGGGCUUAUCAGCGUUUUUACUUUUACUUUGCCUGCAAAGGGUGAUGACAGAUGCGGCAACAGCCAGGCGACCCAACAUAAUCAUCAUAAUGGCCGAUGAUAUGGGCUUCGAUGAUGUGAGCUUCCGCGGUGGCCGAGAGUUUCUAACGCCCAAUAUUGAUGCAUUGGCUUAUCAUGGUCGACUCCUGGAUCGUCUGUACGCCCCGGCCAUGUGCACUCCCUCACGGGGAGCCCUGCUCAGCGGGCGAUAUCCCAUACACACGGGAACCCAACAUUUUGUGAUUAGCAACGAGGAACCUUGGUCCUUGACCCUGAAUGCCACCCUAAUGCCGGAGAUCUUUCAGCGAGCUGGUUACUCCACCAACCUGGUGGGCAAGUGGCAUCUGGGUUUCUCUCGUCCAGAAUAUACGCCCACUCGAAGAGGCUUUGACUACCACUAUGGCUACUGGGGCGCCUACAUAGAUUACUACCAAAGGCGUUCCAAGAUGCCAGUGGCUAACUACAGCCUGGGCUAUGACUUCAGGCGUAACAUGGAGCUGGAGUGUCGGGAACGUGGGGUUUAUGUAACAGACUUGCUGACCAAUGAGGCAGAGAGAUUGAUCAAGGACCAUGCAGGCAAGGAUCAGCCUUUGUUUCUAAUGCUCAGCCACUUGGCUGCCCAUACAGCCAACGAAGAUGAUCCUUUGCAGGCGCCGGAGGAGGAGAUACGUAAAUUCGCCUACAUCAAGGAUCCCAAUAGAAGGAAAUAUGCGGCCAUGGUUUCCAAGUUGGAUCAAAGUGUGGGUCGCGUAAUCAGCACCCUGGCCAACACCGAACAGCUGGAAAACAGUAUUGUGAUCUUCUAUUCGGACAAUGGUGCGCCAUCGGUAGGCAUGUUCUCGAAUACAGGCUCCAACUGGCCACUCCGUGGUCAGAAGAACACGCCUUGGGAGGGUGGAGUGCGAGUGGCUGGCGCCAUUUGGAGUUCUCAGCUGGAGGCACGCGGCAAUAUCUUUACCCAGCCCAUAUACGUGGGUGAUUGGCUGCCCACACUGGCCCAUGCGGCGGACAUUGAGUUGGAAGAGUCCGACGCCCAUAAGCUAGAUGGCAUUGACUUGUGGCCACAGUUAGCAGGAGCCGCCGAUGCUCCGCAUGUUCCUCGGGAGAUCCUGCACAGCCUGGACGAUGUGUGGCGGGUGGCGGCCCUUCAAAUGGGGCAGUGGAAAUAUGUAAAUGGUACUACCGCGGCGGGGAAAUUUGACACGGUGCUCACCUACCGGGAGCUAGACGACCUGGAUCCUCGGGACAGUCGUUAUCCUGUGACUGUAAGGAACUCGGCGGCCUCGAGGGCCCUCUCCCGUUUUGAUUUGCGUCGUCUGACGCAGCAAAGGAUAGCUGCCAUUCGAAGAUCGGCAGCAGUGCGAUGUGCUGAUUUCCAAAGAUCCUGUAAUCCUUUGCUGGAGGAGUGCUUGUACGAUAUCUCAACGGAUCCCUGCGAGCAAAACAAUCUGGCGUACUCCAGUCGGCACUCCGAUGUCUUGGCCGCCCUUCGAAGGCGUGUAAGGGAACUAAGAGCAGGCGCUGUGACUCCGGGUAACCGGGCGAGCAUGCCGGCCGCUGACCCCACCUGGCACACCUGCACCUGGGAAUCUUUCGAGUUGAACAAGCCAGGAACCGUGCCCUUGGAAUGCGAUUACCACGGCGUACCCUGUGAGAGCAAUGUUUAGAAACAAUAAGGAGUUAUUAUUAUAUUGUUUUAUUUUAGGUAGUUGAAAAAUUAUUAGAAAAAAAUAUAUCACUCUUUUCUGAAUAAUGAUGAACCACUUACAAAUAUAAAAAAAACCGGGGAACCAUAAUCAUUAUAGGUUUUAUUUAAAAAAUGGUGUGUUAAUGAUUACACCUUGAUUUUUAUUUGUUUUACCAUUAGUUAAUGAGAAUGUAUAUGUAUAUGCAUAUUAUAUUACUCAAUUUUAAUAAUUUAAGUCUGAAACAUAAAAAUAAACCUGAAAAUGGAUAGAUUAUACAACAAG
Molecule: messenger RNA, 2071 nt
Organism: Drosophila kikkawai
Lineage: Eukaryota; Metazoa; Arthropoda; Insecta; Diptera; Drosophilidae
Product: arylsulfatase B
Source: RefSeq, a predicted model, not a curated record